AUGUGUUACUACAGCAGCUACUAUGGAGGUCUAGGCUAUGGCUAUGGUGGCCUAGGCUAUGGCUAUGGCUGUGGCUAUGGCUGUGGCUAUGGUGGCUAUGGAUAUGGCUGUUGCCGUCCACUGUGCUGUGGAAGAUACUGGUCUUAUGGCUUCUACUGAGGACCUUAUGUAGAGACCCAGCCUUCCUA
Molecule: messenger RNA, 188 nt
Organism: Mus musculus (house mouse)
Lineage: Eukaryota; Metazoa; Chordata; Mammalia; Rodentia; Muridae
Product: predicted gene, 34566
Exons: 2
Coding region: 1-159 (52 amino acids)
Source: RefSeq, a predicted model, not a curated record